AUGCCUUCGGUCGUCGAAACCGCCUCGCCGCAUCUCCGGGUGUCCGCAGCCAAGGCGUCGUCCGCUGCGGCCACGGAAGCCCCCUCCGCCAGAAUCACGCCGCCGGAGACCUCCUCGGUCGAAGACCACUUCUUUUGGACAUACACAGAGGAGCCACACCGCUCCAGGCGACAAGCAAUUAUCAAGGCUCAUCCAGAGGUCACCAAACUCUGUGGUCCAGAGCCCCUGACAAAAUGGGUCGUUCUCCUCGUCGUGUCUAUUCAAUUGACUUGCGCGUAUCUCCUCCGCAAUACCUCCAUCCUUGACUGGCGCUUCCUGGCUACGGCAUACGUGGUUGGAGCUACGGCGAACCAGAACCUAUUCCUCGCUAUCCAUGAGAUCUCCCACAAUUUGGCCUUCCGGUCCCCCCUGGCCAACCGUGUGCUAGCCAUCUUCGCAAACCUCCCUAUCGGACUGCCAUACAGUGCUGCUUUCCGGCCCUACCACCUCACCCACCACAAAUCCCUCGGCGUAACCGGUCUAGACACCGACCUCCCAACCGCCUUAGAAGCCUUCUUCCUAAACUCCCUCCUUGGCAAAACAUUCUUCUGCACCUUCCAAAUCCUCUUUUACGCCGUCCGCCCAAUGUUCAUCUACAGCCCACCCUUCACCUCAAUCCACCUCCUAAACCUAACAGUCCAACUAUCUUUCGACUACGCCCUAACCCGCUUCACGGGCUCGCUCCAACCAUUCUACUACUUCAUCGCAAGCUCCUUCCUCGCCGGAUCCCUACACCCCUGCGCAGGCCACUUCAUCGCCGAGCACUACUUCUUCUCGAACGUGAAAACCGGCGGCACCGAGUCCCUCGCGCAACUUAAGCAAAAGCCUGGUGCUAAGAUCGAUGCGUCGCAUCCUCUGAGCGGUCUCGCUCCGCCGGAGACGUACUCGUAUUACGGCCCGUUGAAUAUCCUCACGUAUAACGUGGGCUUGCACAAUGAGCAUCAUGAUUUCCCUGCUAUCCCCUGGACGAAGUUGCAUAAGUUGCACGAGAUUGCGAAGGAGUUCUAUGAGCCGUUGCCUUGCCAUCGGAGCUGGGUGUGGGUUAUUUGGACAUUUAUCCUGGAUAAGGAUGUUGGCCCGUGGUGUCGGGUGAAGCGUGCUCAGGGUGGACGUGUUGUUGGCGGUGGGGGUUCUGGGAAGACCUCGAAUGGACGUGGUGGUGAGGGUAUCUCGGCUGAGUCGGCGGGUCCGGCUGGUGAGGAGGGUGAUGGGUGGAAGGAGAGUGAGAUUCAGUGUUAA
This is a messenger RNA of Penicillium cataractarum, 1278 nucleotides long. Its product is annotated as sphingolipid delta(4)-desaturase family protein. Gene Ontology annotation, biological process: ceramide biosynthetic process. NCBI's taxonomy places the organism in Eukaryota, Fungi, Ascomycota, Eurotiomycetes, Eurotiales, Aspergillaceae. The record is from RefSeq and is a predicted model, not a curated record. Gene Ontology annotation, molecular function: sphingolipid delta-4 desaturase activity. The coding region runs from base 1 to 1278 and encodes 425 amino acids. The transcript is spliced from 3 exons. Gene Ontology annotation, cellular component: membrane.